Molecule: messenger RNA, 687 nt
Organism: Drosophila sulfurigaster albostrigata
Lineage: Eukaryota; Metazoa; Arthropoda; Insecta; Diptera; Drosophilidae
Gene: PDCD-5
Product: programmed cell death protein 5
Exons: 3
Coding region: 98-505 (135 amino acids)
Cellular component (GO): cytosol; nucleus
Molecular function (GO): DNA binding
Source: RefSeq, a predicted model, not a curated record
AUCGAUUGUAUUUUACACUAACUGCCGGAGAAGUGCAUGGUUUUUUAUUAUUCUUACUUUGAUAUUUGCUUAAAAUAAAUAAAAACACAACUCAAACAUGUCGGACGGAGAUUUAGAUGCAUUGCGUGCUCAGCGCAUGGCCCAGAUGCAGUCGCAAUUCGGCGGCGGCGGUGGCAACGAUGCGGAAAAGCAACAAGCUCAGCAGGAACAGAUGCGCGCCCAGGAGGAAAUGAAACACUCAAUCCUCUCGCAAGUGCUCGACCAACAAGCACGCGCCCGCCUCAAUACACUGAAAGUGAGCAAACCCGAAAAGGCACAAAUGUUCGAGAGCAUGGUCAUCCGCAUGGCGCAAAUGGGACAAGUUCGUGGCAAACUGGACGAUGCCCAGUUCGUCAGCAUCCUGGAGAGCGUGAACGCCCAAAUGCCACAGAGUAAAUCCACCGUAAAAUACGACAGACGUCGUGCGGCCAUUGACAGCGAUGAUGACGAGGAUUAUGGUUGCUGAUUAUCGAUUCCCUAUGCCCAACUGCCAGACUGGGAGAUUGAUAAGUUAAAUACGCGUACUAAGCUUAAGCUUUCAUUUUACACUCAGAAACACAGAAACAGAAUGGAAACACGUGCAUUAGUUCAGGAUAGUUUUAAACAACUAUGUUUAUUAAAUUAAAAACACACACUUCGAGCUGAAAA